AAGCCAAAAGCGUAUAGAAACGAAACUGCCGCAUGUCUGGCGGGGCACUGGUGUACUUUGGAGGGAAUUUGAACCUUACCCUCUCCUGAACAAGUUUCCAAGAGGGAAAUAUAGAUGAAAUGAGAAUGGUGCGUCUACUUCUUGGUCCAUUGCCUGUCGCUACUCGUAUGGUUUGGGUCGUCUGGGGAGUAAUCUCCCUGAUAUCUUUCGGAGUUCAAGAGCUUGGUACGAUUCUCCUGCCCCGCGCCGAGCCGUUACCGGCCGAGACGGCGACCGACGAAACUUUUCUGCAGACCGAUGCCAGCGAUGAAACCAGAACUUCGGAGAAGCUCCAGCAACAGCACGUAUUGGGGCUCAACGAAGAUGCGGAGUUCUACUCCACGUCGGCCGAAGAGGAGGAAGGUUCUUUCCUUCAUCAGUUUCAGGCAGGGCAUCAACUAGUAGACGGUCACGGUAUAAAACUAGUACCACCCCCGCAGCAGGGCGGUGGGCGCGAGCAAGAAGCAAAACAACUGCUGCAGCACCACGAUGCCGUUGGUGCCAGAACGGAUGGGGAUGAACUAAGACAAGGAGCAGUUUUCCCCACAAUUUCGACGUCUAUACUGGAAGAAGAGGAGCAAGGGAGUCGUUCUUUUGCAACUGCUACUUCUAGCACUUCUUUCGUGCAAGAAGAGAGACCGGGCGAGAGAAGUGAACACCAUCGUCCUGCUGCUCCAGCUCCGCCCUCUAGCACAGAACGGCUUCUGCAGCAGGCUUUACUCCGGCUGGACGCAUUGGAAGCGGCAAACCGUGCGCUGGACCAGACGCAGAAAAAACAGAAAGAAAUUCUGCAGAAUUUGCGAAGUGAAGACGUGGAAUUAGACGAGAAAAUAGAGGACGGGGCGAGGGCGCAUCAAAAAAUGCUUAUGAUGUACAAAGCGAUGUUGAUGUAAGUAACAGGAGAUACAGAUGAAUUCAGACUUAAAUGAAAUGUUUUUCAAAUGGCUGGAACAGCUUUGCUCAUUUUUGCCUUCGCAGAGUUUCAUUUUUGCCUUCGCAGAAUUUGCUCAUUUUUGCCUUCUGCAGCGUCGCUUGGGUCUUGCAUAAUGUUGUCGCGAAUUCGAUUCGCCGGGGCUGUGUAUCAUCAGUUUCUGCACCUCUUGGCCUGGAUUAAUCGCGCCGGGGAACGAUCACGACUGGCAUUCGCGGAAGUUCUGAUGCUGAUCGGAUACCUGUCAAUGUAUCCACUGAAAAAGGCUCUUUGAUGUUCGACGUGCAGGAAAAAAUGCUGUCGCAGCUUACUUGUGAGAAAUUACCAGGGCCGCAUGCGGCAGGACAUUAGUACACGAGCACGAGGUGGCAAAUGUUAUACAUACCACGUACGUACAUGGCUCCGCGGAGCUGUUGUGGCGCAGAGGGCAUCGUGAAGAGAGCUUUUUCAGCGCAUAAUUGUCACAUCGGGACGAUUUUGCCGUGGUGCCUCGUCGUCGGGUCCUUACCGUUGUUACGUAUCUGCAGUUGUCGACUUAAGCGGCCCCGGUUCAGUUCAGCAAGAAAUUCCCUACGAGCUGCGCUGGAAACAAAUAUGAAUACCUCGAGCGGCGAUCGUGCGACAUCUCGUGCUUCAAUAGAAGAACAAGGAUCUUCUUCGGGGCCACAUGCGAAGGUCAAUCGUACAUCGCGCACACCCAUACAAGAGAGCAGCGCAGCUACAGGUCUUGUUGCGACGCAAAAUCAGAAGGGCGAAACGACCGUGCAGCGCGAGGGAGAGGCGCCAGAUGGUGGGGCGACCGUGGAAGGGUCUGCAGCAGACGCAGAAGUAAGCGACUCUGAGGACAAUCCUUUUCCCUACGAUUUCAUCGAGCGCGGCACGCUGUCGAAUAUCGUUCAGGACAGCAGGUCGGCCGAGGGGAGGAUUUUUACCGUCACCCUGACUUUGUACAUGAUUUGUUCUCUGCUGGCUCAGGCACCGUUUAUCGCCUACGACACUUUUUGUCCCUGGCGCAAUGACAACCAAGGAGCACUGGGGCACAUCGGCGACGCCCAGAGUGCGUCACAUGCGGAGGCUAUUCUCCGUGCCCUGUGGACUGUCUUGCCUAGCUUGUCGUUGGUGCUCACUGCGGUGCUGCCCGCAAUCUCGAGGGAAGUGGGAAAGGUGCACGCGGACAAACACGAGACGCAGCUUUGGCUCCCGGUUAUCCACAACCUCUCUGCAUUCAUGGGGGGUGUGACGCUGCUUUUCUUUGAGACGCUCCAGCUCUGCUGGGGCGAGAACGUACCACUGUCCUACCUCUUCGCGAUCUUUGACCCACCAAUUCACCUUACAUAG
Molecule: messenger RNA, 2308 nt
Organism: Amoebophrya sp. A120
Lineage: Eukaryota; Dinophyceae; Syndiniales; Amoebophryaceae
Source: the annotation of a GenBank genome assembly